This is a messenger RNA of Salvia hispanica, 1533 nucleotides long. Its product is annotated as glycerophosphodiester phosphodiesterase GDPD1, chloroplastic-like. Gene Ontology annotation, molecular function: phosphoric diester hydrolase activity. NCBI's taxonomy places the organism in Eukaryota, Viridiplantae, Streptophyta, Magnoliopsida, Lamiales, Lamiaceae. The record is from RefSeq and is a predicted model, not a curated record. Gene Ontology annotation, biological process: glycerophospholipid catabolic process.
CCAACACAACAAAUUCGACAAUACCGAUUGUGUCCUCUCCUCCUCUCUCGCUCUCCCUUUCUCUCUCUACAUCCACAAUGGCCCUCAAAGCCGUUCACGUCUCCGACGUUCCCAACCUCGAUUGUGUCCACGACAAUGCAUCUCUCUCUCUCUGCACUUCGCGGUUCUCGAAAGGUGUGGACAUUGAGAGGGCUAAGGUGCCGAAAUUCCUCGUCAUCGGGCACAGGGGGAACGGGAUGAACAUGUUGCAAUCAUCGGAUUUGAGGAUGAAGGCAGUGAAAGAGAAUACGAUCCUUUCCUUCAAUACUGCCGGAAAACACGCCAUUGAUUUCAUCGAGUUUGAUGUUCAGGUGACAAAGGAUGGCUGCCCCAUCGUUUUUCAUGACAACUUCAUCUACUCUGAGGAAAAUGGAUCAAUUUUUGAGAAGAGAGUCACAGAAUUGUCACUCUCUGAGUUCCUUACCUACGGUCCUCAGAGGGAGCUUGGUUUGGAUGGGAAAACAUUGUUGAGGAAAACAAAAGAAGGAAAUUUUAUAAAUUGGGCCGUUGAAUCCGAUGAACACGCAUGCACUCUGCAGGAGGCAUUCGAGAAAGUUAACCCUUCUUUGGGGUUCAACAUUGAGUUAAAAUUCGAUGACUACAUUGUAUAUCAGCAGCAGCAGAUAACCGAUGUGUUGCAAGCUAUAUUGCAAGUGGUUUUCAAUCAUGCAAACGAACGGCCAAUUAUAUUUUCCACCUUCCAGCCAGAUGCUGCUCUUGUUGUCAGGCAACUCCAGAACACCUACCCUGUGUUUUUCCUCACUAAUGGAGGAAACGAGAUCUAUGGUGAUGUAAGGAGAAAUUCCUUGGAGGAAGCCCUCAAACUAUGUUUGGAGGGUGACUUGCAAGGAAUUGUUUCCGAGGUGAGGGGCGUCUUUAGACAACCGGGAGCAGUUAAGAAAAUCAAAGAUCUUCAACUCUCUUUGCUCACAUACGGCAAACUGAAUAAUAUGACUGAGGCCGUGUAUAUGCAACAUUUGAUGGGGGUGGACGGGGUGAUCGUGGAUCUGGUGAGGGAGAUAUCGGAAGCCGUGUCAAAGAUGGCGAGGCUGAGGGGCGACGUCGAGGAGAAGAUUGUAAUGGAGGGAGAGGAGCAAGUUAUAGUAGAAGGGAGCAGGCCCCAGUUCUCACAAAUGGAGCUGGAAUUCUUGUUGAAGCUCAUUCCUGAGUUAAUACAGCAAUAAUGAUGAUACAAUACACACCACAACUAUUGUAUAAUUAGUUGAAUUUGAGGGAUUAAUCUUGUGUGUGUGUGUGUGUGUGUGUUUAGGGGGUCUGUAGUUUCUUACACUGCACAUAUUUCUUUUUUCUUUCACUCCUUUUUCAAAACUUAGGAUGAUUAGCAAUUGGAAAUAGGUUAAUGUCUAGUCAUUUUCCAAUUAGAUGUCCUAAGUCUUACUCUCUUUAUCGGAGGAUUGUAUGUCAAAGCACCUUUGUACUGUAAUGUAUGUAGGGGUGGUUAAUUUUAAUGACAUUUUCACUCUAAUUUGUCAA